Messenger RNA from Hyaloscypha bicolor E, 975 nucleotides. RefSeq lists its product as uncharacterized. Bases 116 to 853 code for a protein of 245 amino acids. The record is from RefSeq and is a predicted model, not a curated record. The transcript is spliced from 4 exons. NCBI's taxonomy places the organism in Eukaryota, Fungi, Ascomycota, Leotiomycetes, Helotiales, Hyaloscyphaceae.
GUGUUAUCAUAAGAUACAGGUGUUGCUAAAAAUAAUCCCAACCCUAAUAUAUCAGCUUACUUCUAGGAGCCUUGUCUUCCAAGACUUGGAAUUGCUUAGUUUAAAGCUGCAAACGAUGUCAACCCCAACCACUCCAAUGGCUGCGCUGAUAACCCCAGCACCCAGGCAUAAAAUCGGAGCGAGAGAUGAUGGCCCUCUCCUUGGUUACUUUAUAGCUGGAUCGUCAACACAAACACUCUCUUGUGGUAACGGCAACCUCUUCACUACUUCAAGCGCCUAUGGUGGCUGCUAUGGAACCGAUUAUGUUGCUUCAACAAGCACAUUGGACUACGGCUGCACCCAGGCGACGACUCGGAAUGGUGUUCAAAGUGGAGGUGUCGUAACAUGUGUGCCAGGCAGUGUGUUCUGGACUUGCAUUACCCAAACGAUCUUCGCAACGUUCCCAAACAUCUCGCCAGUCACGAAUUACUUUUGUGGAGGAAGUUAUUCGGCCUUGACUAUUUAUCGUGACUUUCCAUCUACUUUGAGCUCAACAUUGACCUCAAGCUCCUCGCAGUCCUCGAGCUCCACCUUCACAAGCCCCUUCUCUACAACCCCGACAGCACCAUCCCCCACACAGUCAACUGAACCACCUCAUCAGUCACCAAGCAGCGUGGCUUGGAUCUCCGGCCCUGUCAUCGGCGCCGUCGCCUUGAUAGCCUUUGUCUCCUUUGCUAUAUGGUACAUUCGCAACCAACGACGAAAACGUAGCACUUUGCAGGAAUACCGACUAUCAUACAUUACACAGCAGGAGGAACAAAAGCAUAUGAUGGGCAUGGUAGGAUCUAGUUCCGCGAGAAAUGAGUUGCCGUGAAGUCUCCGCUUCGUAAAAUAAAAAGAGUUAAUAGGUCUUAUAUAUCAGCUUAUCUUUCUUAUAAUAGCUUUACUUAUAUAGCAAUUACCCGGCUUUAGAUUAAUAAAAUAUCUCCUUUUUAU